Drosophila eugracilis is the source of this 581-nucleotide messenger RNA. RefSeq lists its product as uncharacterized. The transcript has a single exon. The coding region runs from base 87 to 434 and encodes 115 amino acids. The record is from RefSeq and is a predicted model, not a curated record. NCBI's taxonomy places the organism in Eukaryota, Metazoa, Arthropoda, Insecta, Diptera, Drosophilidae.
UCCAGCAGUAGUGGACAUACCAAGUCAGCUAAAAACUCCAAAAAUACAAAUUCCAUAUUAAACCAAAAAAAACACAACUCAUAAAAAUGAAGUGCGCCAUUGUCUUCGUUGUGAUCUCCGUGAUCUUCAGUUUGAGCCUGAUCCAAGCAGCUCCCAUCAAUGAAAAAAUCCAGGAUCCAGGAUUCGUUUCGGCCACGGAUAUUACAGGCGAACCAGUACGAACCAAGCGAGCCAGUGCGGAUUAUUACCAGGGCGAUUACUUCAUCUGCUACCCUAAGAGUGCAGUCUAUGGAAAAAAUGGAUAUGGCUUCAAUCGCAGAUCCUACGAUUCGGAUGACUAUGCUCCACACUACCUCUCUGAUGAUCCUUUGGUCGUCCGCCAGGCUCGUGCUGAUGCCAGACGUGCCGCCUACACUGACAGCUUUGGCAAAUAAGUCAGCCUUUAUUAUAUAGCGCAUGAUUACCAAAAUGACAUCUAAAUAUCUACAAAGUUAGGGAAAUGCACAGGUCUAGCUUGUAACGUUGUACAAAUAUUAUUUUUACUAUUAUUUAUUGAAAAGAAAUAAAAUUAUUAUACAAAA